Messenger RNA from Suhomyces tanzawaensis NRRL Y-17324, 378 nucleotides. RefSeq lists its product as uncharacterized. The record is from RefSeq and is a predicted model, not a curated record. Gene Ontology annotation, cellular component: mitochondrial intermembrane space. Gene Ontology annotation, molecular function: zinc ion binding. Gene Ontology annotation, biological process: protein import into mitochondrial intermembrane space. The transcript has a single exon. The coding region runs from base 1 to 378 and encodes 125 amino acids. Lineage: Eukaryota; Fungi; Ascomycota; Pichiomycetes; Serinales; Debaryomycetaceae.
AUGACCACUCCAUUUAUUCUGGGCACCUCCACCGUGCCAGUGUACGGCCGUGUCGUAGACAGUCACACCCGCUGCUUUCACUACCAUACUGAGCUCGAUAUUAUUGCCAUCAAAUUCCGGUGCUGCGGCGACUACUACCCAUGUUACCAGUGCCACGAUGAGGCCACCCGCGAGCACCACGAGCCGAUGCGCUGGGCCCCCCACGAGCUAGACCACGCCAAGGUAGUGUUGUGUGGCCAGUGCUACUCCGAGCUAACCUUCCGCCAGUACGCUGGCGGGCCAUCUGCCUCCUGCAUCCGGUGCAGUGCCGGGUUCAACCCGAAGUGUGCUCUCCACUAUCAUAUCUACUUCGAUAUGGGCAGUGCGAAGGCUGAGUAG